GCUCAGAAGUAACGAGAUUAAAGAAAAGAGGAUGAGGAGUCAGAAAGUUCCUGGAGGUAUUAAGCAACAGCUGCCGCACUUCCUAUUUGAGAGGGAGCGGAGCGAACUCUUCUCCAGGAUGUAUCGUUCCAAAUUUUGGAAAUACUUCACAUGUGGCCUUCUCAGACAUCAAACUAAAGGAAAAUGCACAUAAAGUCUCAGAAGGUUUUCCAGGGGAUGAGAAGCAGCGCAGUGCUGGUGGGCUGGUUGGGAGUUGCCCUCACUCUGGUCUCCUAUACCUCUGGAUUCUCACAUGGAGCCAACCCCUCCGCCUGUACUGAUAUGAAGCCGAGGCACAUCCGAGCUCAGCCUCACAACCCACACAACAACCACAUCACGCUCCACACCGACAGAGCCUCCUACCUGCCAGGAGACUGGGUGCCCGUGGUGGUGAGGAGCAGUCGAAACUUCAUGGGGUUCCUGAUUCAAGCGCGCCGUGUCACUGAUGAUCACAUCACAGGCUCCUUUGUUGUCGCUCCACCUGGCUCCAAGCUGCUGAGCUGCCUGGAGGAGGGAGACACUGUGACCCACUCUGACAAGUCCCUGAAGAGAAACCUCUCCUUUGUAUGGAGGGCACCCGAUCAUCCCUCUGGAGACAUACGUUUCUUUAUAACAGUGGUGCAGUCGUACUUCAUUUACUGGGCACGGAUUGAGUCUCCUAUUGUGCAUGAUCAAACGCACAGAAACUUUACCUCUGCAGACACCACAGAAGGAGACAUAACCCAGACAGACCCCACAACAACCACAGCUUUUGCUGUGACACACAAAGAAGUUCAAUACCUCACACCUAGACCGAUAUUAAACAAACAUCCAACCCAAGACGUAGGAAAAAAGGAAACUGGAAAAUUCACCUCGGGAGCUCCUUUGAUUGGCCAGAGAGAUGCCCCUGGUCUUCUCAACAACAGAACCCAGGAACCUUCAGUGAUUCCAGGGAAAGAGGAGAACUCCUCUCAAACACAACUAGCAGAAGAGCUUCCUGAACACCAGACACAGGAAAGAACAGAAAGCCAUAGUGCAAACGGUGUGAUUCAGCCAUGCAGGAACUGUGGUGAAGAUGGACACGCUAGCACCAUGAGUUCCAGUGUUGAAGAUUCCUUGUCAGCUGCCACACCUCCACCUACUACACACUCAUCUCCAGUCCAGGAAGAUCUUAACCAGCAGGGCAUCUCAAUGGUGGCUGGCAAACCCUCCCCAGCGCCGAGGCAAUCCGGCACUGAUGUAGUGACACACAGGUUGUUGGCACACUUCCUUCAGCAGACAGAGAAGUGGGGGUCCAGGGAGCAGAAGGGUGUCGUAGCCAGAAACGCGAGUGCAGGAGGCGAAACGGGCCCUGCUGGGAAGAACGGGGCUCCAGGCCAGGGAGGGAAAGGCCCUAGGAAUGGACCCCAACUUGAUGCCGCUGAACUGGGCAUUCUCCUAGGCUGCUCGGCUGCCUUGGGCAUGGCCCUGGCAGCUGGCUUGAGAUACCUUCAUGCUCAGCACUGCCACAAGCGAACUGAGGUGUCCUUCAGCGAACAGGGCAGCAACAUUAUCCACGUCCAAGAGAGUGGAGAACUGGUGCAAGUACGCAAGAUACGUGAAAACAGCUUUGUCCUGGUCCAGGCUGAAUACAAUGUGAUCACCCCUCCUGGGAAGUGACACUAUUUGGGGACCUCCAGAACAAAUAAUGUAUAAAUGCAGUUUCUUAUUAGUGCAUAGAUUAACCUUGACCAUUUGGCUGUCUUUUGUCAAAAGAAAUUUGUUGAAACUCCAAAUGUAUUCUUUAUUAAAUCUAAUAUUUACUAGUGGCCUACAUGUUUAUUUACUUGCC
This is a messenger RNA of Polyodon spathula (Mississippi paddlefish), 1849 nucleotides long. Its product is annotated as reelin domain-containing protein 1-like. The record is from RefSeq and is a predicted model, not a curated record. Gene Ontology annotation, molecular function: oxidoreductase activity, acting on metal ions. The transcript is spliced from 7 exons. The coding region runs from base 184 to 1677 and encodes 497 amino acids. Lineage: Eukaryota; Metazoa; Chordata; Actinopteri; Acipenseriformes; Polyodontidae.